CUAUUUCUACACCAUUUUCAAUUUCAGGAGCUGAGCGCCAGAUGGUUUCUACACCGUUGAUGGUGUUCGGCGAACGGUUCAGAUCUAAUUGGAGCUGUGCUCCUGGAUCUUCGAAGAUAGAAGCGCGAUCACUACUUCUGCACCAUUUUCAAUUUCAGCACACACACUCUCUCUCUCCUCUUUCUCUCUCGUCUUUUCAGCUCUGUGUUUGUGAGUGAGCGAGUUUUUCUCUCUCUACUCUCUUUCUCUCUCUACAUGGAAGUUGCUGUGCAAUAGCGAUAAAAAAAGCAUCAGUGACGCCACUGUUCCCCUCACACAUUUCAACGCAGUCCUCAGAGGGAACCAUUUGCAGCAGCAGCAGCAGCAGCGAUGGGGAAAUGUAUGAGGAAAGAUAAAGUCACAGGCGACGUGGCGCUCAUGUCACCGUCACCGCCACCGUCCGCCAUCGGCGUCCGUACACGCGCCAAAACCCUAGCGCUCCAGCGAUUGCACGCGCCUCCGUCCUCAACGCCGCCGGACUCCUGUUACCUGGAGCUCCGUUCUCGCCGCCUCGUCAAGUCCCCGCCGCCGCCUCCGCCGACGCAGACGCAGAAUUCGCGAAAAGCUCGACAGACCUGCGUCUGCAGGGGAAAACAAAAUCGAAAUACAGAAACCAGCAAGUAUGGUGAGUCUGCCAAAAUUGCUUCGAUUCCUGCCGCAGCUGAUGACGUUGAGGCUUGUUUCGAGGAAACCGCCAUGGAAUGCGAAGCUCGCGAGAGGGGCCGGGGCCGCCGUCGUCGUGAAAAUGUGCCGUGCAGCGUAAUCAGGGGUACGGCGAGGGCCGGAUCCAAUGCGGGUGUUGUCCCAACCCCGCCCGAGCUGGAGGAAAUGUUCGAGCGCGAGGAGCGAAUUCAGCAACACCAUUUUAUAGAGAAAUACAAUUUCGACAUCGUCAGCGACUCGCCCCUCCCCGGCCGGUACGAGUGGGUGACUAUGGUAAGGCCCUGAAUCGAAUUGAGCUGAACCGAAUUUGCCCGAUUGGAAUGGAUUGGAUUGAAGAUGGUUUUGUGUAGAAAAUUUGAUGGACGGUGGGGAUGGAUUGUAGUUUCGUUUAGAGACUAACCUUAUACGAGCAGUGUUGCAUGAAUACUACUACUAGGUUUUGUAUGUAUGUGUGUGUAUGUAAUUUGUUGGCAGCAAUUCAUUAGCUAUUUAUUAUUUAAAAUAUUAAAAUUUAAUAGAUUAU
Molecule: messenger RNA, 1225 nt
Organism: Andrographis paniculata
Lineage: Eukaryota; Viridiplantae; Streptophyta; Magnoliopsida; Lamiales; Acanthaceae
Product: cyclin-dependent kinase inhibitor 4-like
Exons: 3
Coding region: 370-987 (205 amino acids)
Biological process (GO): negative regulation of cyclin-dependent protein serine/threonine kinase activity
Cellular component (GO): nucleus
Molecular function (GO): cyclin-dependent protein serine/threonine kinase inhibitor activity
Source: RefSeq, a predicted model, not a curated record